Fraxinus pennsylvanica is the source of this 1080-nucleotide messenger RNA. The record is from the annotation of a GenBank genome assembly. NCBI's taxonomy places the organism in Eukaryota, Viridiplantae, Streptophyta, Magnoliopsida, Lamiales, Oleaceae.
AUGGCUAAGCUUUUUAUGCUACCCUCUAAACCACUCAACUUCAUCUGCUUGUUCUUGCUAGCCACCACCUUCUGGUGGGCUAGUUCAGCCAGAAUUCUCGAUGACGUCACCCCGCAAUUCCCAUUCCCGGCCAACAUACAGGAUGUGGCACCAGUGGUGGCUCCCGCAGCUAUAUUACCAAGCGGACAAUUGUCUGCCACCAUAGCUGGCCCUGUUACUCCGACUAAACCAGAUGCUCAAGUUGUUGCGCCUGCAGUCGAUACUCCCGAUAUAGAGCCAUCACCGACCACCAAUCUGGCACCAGUAGCCACCGCAACACCGAUCGGAGCAGUUGGUAGUGCCUCCUCCACGACAGUUAGUGCCACACCAGCAAAUGCUAUUCCAGAAUCACCGCCCUUGUUGUCCUUCUUCAUGCACGAUAUCCUCGGUGGCUCACACCCUUCUGGGCGGGUGGUCACGGGUAUUGUGGCCAACUCUGAUGCUAAUAACCUCCCUUUCUCCAAGCCCAACAACCAAAUAUUCCCAAUCAAUGGUGGUGUCCCACUCAACACGAUCAAUGGCGUCAUCAACAACAAUAAUUUCCCCUCCCUCGUUGGCCUCAAUGGUUCACCAACCAACACCGUCUUACAAAACAGUGGCAACAACAACAUAGUAAAUGGUGGAAAUAACCAAGCCUUUGUCACUGCAGGUCAGCUUCCGGCUGGCCUUACCCUGCAACAGCUCAUGUUCGGUUCUAUAACAGUGGUCGACAAUGAGAUAACUGAAGGGCAUGAACUGGGAUCAGCAGUACUUGGAAAAGCUCAAGGAUUUUACAUGGCGAGCUCUUCGGAUGGCAGCAGCCAUACUCUCAUCCUCACAGCAUUGUUUCAAGGUCAUGAUCACGAAAUUGAUGACACCAUUAGUUUCUUUGGAGUUCACAGAACAGCUACUCCGAUCUCUCACAUUGCUAUUAUUGGUGGAACUGGAAAGUAUGAGAACGCAAAGGGGUAUGCGACCAUUGAAACACUUCCCCACGAGGAUCAGCACACAACAGAUGGACUUGAAACAAUUACACACUUCACUGUAUACCUAACUCCAUAG